AUGAAGGGCUCAAUCCUCGUGUCCAUUGUUCUUCUUCUCAUUGUUAGCUUGCAAUUGGUCUCAGCUUUUGGUGUUGCCGAUAGCACUGUUGAUAGAGUGAGAAAGACUCUUGUUGAAAAACAGGAACAACUCAAGAAAGUUCAAGAUGGCAUUCAAUAUCAAGAGGUUCUUCUCUCGGGAUCUAAGAAUUAUGGAAAUAAGGAAAGUCCAAUAAUGAUAUCUUAUAAUCAAGAGAAGGAACAACAAAUUUCCGAAUUAAAACAACUUGAAAAGACAAUCAAUUUUGAAGUGGAUUUCUUAAAGAAGAAUUGGGAGGAAAGAGUUGUUAUUGCCUUGUAUCGUAAUUUACUCAAUAGAGCUCCAGAACCAACUGGAUUGGCUCAUUGGGCUAGUGUCUUGAGAGUGAAUGAUGUUAGAAAGACCAUCAAAGCGAUCGCCCAUUCCGAAGAAUACAAGCAAAAGAAUAUGAAUACUCCAACUGAAACUGUCAAGAAUGGUUAUAGAAUUAUCUUGGGCAGAGAAGUUGAAUCAGAUAGUGUAUUGGCUGAACAAGUUAAAAAUGUGGAAAAGUUUGGACCUUUGGCUGUUAUUGUUGCUUUGAUUGAUUCUGAUGAAUAUACUAAGGCAUUUGGAGAUUAUUCAGUGCCUAUUCCUGCUCAAAUUACAAAGAAAUAA
Molecule: messenger RNA, 675 nt
Organism: Naegleria gruberi
Lineage: Eukaryota; Heterolobosea; Eutetramitea; Acrasida; Naegleriidae
Exons: 1
Coding region: 1-675 (224 amino acids)
Biological process (GO): photosynthesis
Cellular component (GO): phycobilisome
Source: RefSeq, a predicted model, not a curated record